AUGAAGACGGCGGCGGCUUAUGAGGCGACUUUGGAAGGCGGCACCGGCCGGUUACUCGAUGGCGGCGGCAGGAGGUGCGUGGUUGCUGUGCGGCAGCGAAAAACUCCAUGUUCGACGGUGGAAGGGUGGAGCUCCCGUUGGCCUUUUUCUACGGUGGAGAUGAGUUCUCCAGUGGUGGCCGUUGUCGGCCAGCGACUCAGAUCUCAAAAAACAUACAACUCGCACGCACCUAACCCUAGCCUCCACACACUACAAGACCGGCGACUCAGCCUCUCCCCACCGAUUCUUCGACCUCCGCCGAUGCCUCCACCUCUAACCUCCACGUCCGGUCUCCGGCGGCCUCCGCCUCCAGCCUCCUCCGCGGGCCUCCACCUUCGAAUCUUACAUACGCUCUUUGAUAUACGCUCUUCGGAUCUUGCUAUGGGUUAA
Messenger RNA from Striga asiatica, 429 nucleotides. NCBI's taxonomy places the organism in Eukaryota, Viridiplantae, Streptophyta, Magnoliopsida, Lamiales, Orobanchaceae. The record is from the annotation of a GenBank genome assembly.